AGUGUUUGUGUGUCCGCCGAUCAGUCACGUAGUGUGUAUGUGUGUGAGUGUGAGAGUGUGUGCGUUUCUGAAUGCGAGUUUGGGGUUAUUUUAUUUCUUUUAACAACAUCUUUGAGUUAAAACUGUGUUAGAGUAAUGGAAGGCUUCCGGAGAAGAACAUGUUAACCUAACUUGACGCUACGAACUCUGAUGAAUUGGGAAUUAAGUAGUUUGCUGCGUACAGCUCAUGAAAACAAGACGCAUCUACGCAGUUUAUCCAAAUUCGGUUUAACGUCUUUAUCGACACCAGCUAACUUGAAGUUCACACUGUUGUUUUUUUUUAUUUAUUUUGUCGUAAGUAGUACGUUUUCAGGUCAAAUAUGCCUUCUAUAUGUCGCUCAGGUUAGCUAAUGAACUUGUAAUCGUCAUUUAAAGACAUAAAAGUAGCUAAUAAUUGGUGAUUAUCCAUAGGCUACUUAAUAUAAAAUGCUAAAGACACUGACGAAAAAGCUGAGAAGACAUUCACUCAAUGAGAUCCAUCCAUUCCAGCUGAAGAUUUCCUAUCAUGGCAGCGGAGAGGGAGGGGAGAGCGAUGACUCAGAAGGCGAGAACCAGGAACUAGCACAGAUUGACAGAGAGAGAAGGAGAAAUUGUGCCCUCACCCCUUUGGCCACCAGCCAGCAGCACAACCAGGGUCCUGUCUCUCCAGCCCGGUUAAGAUGCCUCCGCCUCCUUCUAGAUGCCAACCUGGACCGUCACUCAUCAGAAGAAGAGCUGGAGCGGAUCAGCUGUGGCGACAACAGGAAGUGGGUGUCCGCCUUCCCCCAGCGCCACAGCGACCAUCACAGCAGUGCCUCCAGUGACGAUGAAGUGCGGGAUCUCUGUGGCUGCCGGUCGCCACCUGCCUCUGCCAGACCUCUGGUUGAGCCCGGCACCGCUUGCCUGGCAGCGUCUCCCAGCCCUGUCCUGUUCAGUUCCAGCCCGCCACGCAACCUGAAACCGCCCCCAAUUAGGUUUCAGCUUCAGAUGGCUCAGCCAGUCGCACGGCCCAUAAUUCUGACCCACUUUGACCAAUCAGCACCUUAUAGAAAGUAUCGACACAGCUACAGCAAUGAGCCUGGGAGACCCAGCCUGGACCUUGAAAAAAUGCAACAGAAAAUGCUGCUGAAAAAGAACUGUGGCGGAAAGACGCGGACAAUGAAGAUUCGGAAUCUGACCGGCAGUCGUCCUCCGUCCAGGUACAGCUACGACCCCUCCAUCUUCGCCUUCCGCUCCCUGAGCCCAGCUCCACCAUGUAGAUCCUUGACUCCAUCCGAGGACCCUCCAUGCUCUUAAGCAGACAUCAACCCCCACCGCCGCCGCCAACAGACUCUGUUCCCGCACCUCUUCACCUUUUUUUUUUUUUUUUUUACUUCUGCGGCACGUGAAGGACUGAGCUUUGGAAAGGUCAUUAUUUAAAGGUGGAACUGUUGCACUCUCAGGUAAUCCCUCCCUGUCACUUUGACCUCUGUUGGAACCAGGACACAACAUAGCAGAACUUCAUGUAUAGCUGUAGUUCAGGAUUGUUGAAGAUGGACCAAGAAGGUGUUAACCUUGUGGAAGCCUGUUUGGAUCACACUGAAGGGAAUAAUGCAUGUUAGACAAUCAAGUGGUUCCAGGGUUUCUUCCUUUAUAACGUCCUAUUCCAAACAAAAGGUGACUCAUCUAUUUUGUUAUUGUUAAACUGAGAUGGUGGUCGCAUUUAUCUGUCUGAAACUACUUCACUUGAUGUGUUGCUGCAAACACAGUACUGUAAGGUCAAGCUAUAACAAACAUGUAGUUGAAUAGUCAACCUCUGAUGACGACUUGUUACUUGUCGGAUUGCUCGUAUUCUCUUUUCUUGCAUGAAUCCCAGAACUCUGCAGAAACUGAGAUCUGAGGAAACAUUUAUGACUGUAGGGUUGCUGCACAUUUGGCUAAUCUGUUGUUCUGGAUAGCCUACUCGUAGUGUGCCAUUUGUUUUUUUUCUAUUUUCAGUAAUGUACCUCAAUUACAUUCUAGAUAGAAGAGGACCACUGGUCUAAAAAUCUCUUAAUGCCUUGAAAUGACAUUCCUGCUAUAUUAAAGUCUGAGGUACUUCCCAUCUUCUAAAACGAUCUCAAACACAAUGUCACCGCUGUAACUAAGACUUUGCCGAACUGAAUGUAACAUUAUGACAUGUUUUCGUCCAUUGUUGCGCAAAAACAAUUCAAUAAAUGCUCUGUGGCCUCUUG
Molecule: messenger RNA, 2231 nt
Organism: Girardinichthys multiradiatus
Lineage: Eukaryota; Metazoa; Chordata; Actinopteri; Cyprinodontiformes; Goodeidae
Exons: 5
Coding region: 466-1314 (282 amino acids)
Source: RefSeq, a predicted model, not a curated record